Molecule: messenger RNA, 7242 nt
Organism: Trachemys scripta elegans
Lineage: Eukaryota; Metazoa; Chordata; Testudines; Emydidae
Product: centrosome-associated protein 350-like
Exons: 21
Coding region: 543-5819 (1758 amino acids)
Biological process (GO): microtubule anchoring
Cellular component (GO): centrosome
Molecular function (GO): microtubule binding
Source: RefSeq, a predicted model, not a curated record
UAGAAUGAGAACAAGCAACAGCAUCAAUAUGCCGCGGUUAUGAGAUUGUUCCUCCCUGACAAAGUGAAAGAAUCACAACUGCAGUGCAGUGCUGAGAGAAGUGGGACACAUGGAGGAACAGGUGCAGCGCCACUAGAAGUCUGAAACUGGUGGAUCAAGGCAGAGAUCCCAGAUGCAUAGAUCUGGAGGAGAGAUACAGGGAUCACCUUGAAAACAUACAGCAAACAUCUCUGAGGCUGGCUCACAAACUGAAGGCUGAUCGGCUCCAACAGGAAGGGCGUCUGGCUAUCCUGCGUGAGAAAGCAAAGCUAGAAGCUCAAGAGAGCCAGAGGUCUUUGGAUGAGUUGCUCAAGCAUCAGUUAGCGGGGCUGAAUGGCUCCCAAGCCAGAUGCACUGUGAGGGCAAGACUGAAGCAUGCUAAGCAAGACCAGACAGAAUAUCAAUUUGAAGGUGAUCCCAAAAGAGGUGAUACAGCCGAGGACAGCGUUAGGGCACGGUCUCCAAAACACUCUGCACUGAAAACUGAAAUCAACUGCCACGUGAUGGAUGCCAUAAAAGCCACAGAGAGAAAAUCCACUGGGGAAAUGAACCUGGAUUCCUCAACCCAGCAACAAGGAUCCCUGUCUGCACAGCAUGGGGACUCUUUGCACACACGUCAAUCCUUGAAUCCUUUGCCUCCUUCAGUAAAUCAGCCCAACAGCAAGACACUCACAGCAGAUGAUUCAGGAGACAGCAGCAAACAAAUGGAUUCCACAAGCCAGUGGAGUGAAGUCAGUCAGUUCUAUGGAGGGUCCAGCACCUUUUGCCGUUUUAGUUUGACAAUGGCUGAGCAGUACUUGAGGGAAGAAGAACUACGAGCCCGGCACCAGACUGCCCUCCUUCGACUCAGAGAAAAAGCCCUUCAGGAGAAAACCAAGGCAGAGCUGGCCUGGCUGGAGCAUCGGAAAGGCUGUCUGGAUAAUCUGCGAGACAGUGAGGAAGUGUCUGCCAUAGCUGAGAAGCAGCACAAAAUCCUAACCAGGCUGAAGCAAGAACAGGUGGAAAUCCAGCACCUGCGAAAUAUCUACAGGGCAGCUCACCAGGAGAGAAAGCUGCUAUUAAAACAGCAGAGAGAAAUCUUACUAAUGCAGCAGUCAACAGCACAACUCCAGCGGGAGCUGCAUGGGUUGGCACAAGGGCCACAGUUUACAAACAGCUCAGCAGACGUUGAAGAAGCAAUAAAGCAGAAGAAGACUGGGACAAUUUCCAGUCCAGCAAUAUCCUCCAUGCCAGCAGAAGCUACAGCAUACUCACAAAGGCCAGGUCUGUCAAGGAAUGGAAACAGUUGUGCCCAGUUAAAUAAUACACUGAGCAGGAAAUACAAGAGCUUUCCUACUGAGAAAGAGAAAACAUCGCUGCAAGGCAGGCAGCAGGCAGAGGUGCCUCAGCGGUGGAAGCAAUGGUCAGGUGCACGAGACCCCGAAGUGUUUGAAACAAUGGCCAAGGAACCAGGUGAUUCCAGUGAUCGAAGCACAGACCCACUUGUGAUGGAUAAAGACUCUGAAAACACAGAGAUUAAUGAUAGGUGUCAUGCUCUCUUACAUUUGGAACACACAAAUUCAGCCGAAAUGGAUGAAGCUACACUCACCCCUGUUCCGAUAGAAGACAAACCCCAUGAAUUUCUUGAUUACGAUCAUAAGGAAAAGAAGUUUGUUUCAAACCGAGCACUAGCCCCUAAAGACAAUGAGGAUAUUAAUUCCCAUGACAGUAAUGCUACCUCAUCCUCAGUGGAAGAAUUAGAGAGUGAUACACUGACAAUGGAAAAGGUGCACAGGGUGCAAGGAGGAAGCCAAGAGACUGCAGGAGAAGACGAAGGCUCAUGCCAUCCAUAUAAGGCUAAUGAUGGUGACAGAGGGUCAAGGUUGAUUUCAGAUGGAACCUCAGCAGUGGAAGCACAGACAGGAAAAGGAAGGCGGUCAGAGGAGCAGAGGACAAAUGUGAACUCCAAACGAGACUCGGACAUCACUUACAUGGGUGUAAAAAAACUCCAGGGGUCUGAAAUCCUUCCACUGCAAGAUGUUCCAGUCAACGAAGAAGCGAAAGUAUCUGCACCAUAUGAGAAAAAUCCUGCUGAGGACAACCAGUUGAUUAAGCAUGUGGACAACGAUCCGUGUGAUCCCUCUGAUGAAGAGCAUGCUUUGAAAACAUAUUCAGAGGGACUAGGGUACACAGAAUCAUCCACUGAAUCACACGACUCCUCUCUGAGAUGUGAGAGUGUAAACUCAUACCACUCCCUCCCUGAAUUUCACAAAGUGACUGCGGUUCGGAUCGACGUCUCAGAAAGCUCUGUUUCAGACGCUGAAUUAGAAGCUGAGGACACAGAUAUCAGCCUCCCUGAGGAGUUUACCAUCCAGCAACAACUGUAUGGUGGCGAUGAUGCUGAUGCGUUUCCUAACCCUUUGACAAAGGCACAGAUAGCAGUAAGUGACGGAAAUGAAUUAUUAUCCAGUGAUAUAUGUGAUGAACAAGUGCCCCACGAUGAUUGCAAUCGUGAGGCCUCAUCGCUCUUUCAUGGCUCUGAAAAACGUCUUGGAGAUGUUUCAGAAUAUGAGUGUGCUUAUGAAUCACAUUCUGUCACUUCCUCAAACAGCGAAAAGCCAAUGCUAAGUGCCUCAGGGAGAGAAGAACCAUUUUCCUUUCAGUUCGAUAACACUGCUAAUGGAAGGAGCAAGCCGUACUUGGAAGCUUCAGCUCUAUUGCCUUGCUCAGAAAACUGCCGUGUAAACAAGAUCCCCUCUCAGGGAAAAUCUGAGCAGCAUUCAGAUUCAUCAUCCAGCUCCUUAUUGUAUAAUGUCGAUUUUUGUACUGAGGAGACCUUUGAACAACAGGAUUCCGGAACUAGCAAAGCGGAAAAGGAUGGUGAAAGUUAUGGUUUAUCUGUUGGUCAGAGUAAAGUAGCGUUCACGUGGUUUCCAUCCGAAAGUUCCCUGAAGCACCUAGAUGCUGUUUCUGAGCAGUUCAAUAACUGUGUAUUGCUUCCACCUAAAAAAUCCAUGACAAAUGAACAGAUGCCAUUGUUUCCUGUAGACUCUUCACUAGCCUCCAGAGACUUGUCAGGUUUAGAGGAAGCUAAAACUAAUCAGACAAAACUUUUAACUGAAGGACACAUAUCCAACAAACCAAACGAAAUUGCAUCGCCACACUUAUCAAUGCCCACAAGUUCUGAAGAGGCUCCUAGAGAAGCUGAAGUCAGUUCAUUUGACACACAAACCUUUCAAACGGUGGCUGCACAAAAUCAAAAUAACUCAGCAAGAGAAGGACAAACCUUCAAGAAACCUGAGAUGGUGCCACUUUGUUCUAUCACCUCCAAAAAGCAGUUGCCACAAGCGAGGCGCUGCCCUUCUGAGAGUGAAGAUGAUAUGAUUUUUAUCAGUGAUGAGGUUCCGCCUCCUAUUGAUAAAGAUACCUUGUCAGAAAUACUGUCUCCUGUUGACGAAGUGCUAUCCUAUGGAAGUGUUGAUUUACCAUCAUCUAAUAAAAAGGAUUUGUCAUUGUACAGUGAGGACCUUCCCACACCCCCAGAAGAGGUAGGUGGCAUAAAAAGUGGGGACAUUAGCUUCAGCACAGAAGACUUCCCUUCUCCACCAGAACAAAUGACAUUCUCCGAGAUGAGAGAUUCACACUAUUCUCUGAAUGAAGAUGUGUCAGGACAAACAGACGAGUUACCCUCGUUAGGUGAUAGCACUAUACCUGAAGAAUUGCCCCCGCCAUCUCCAGAGUUAAUGGAUGUUUUUUCAGCUCAGGACAGGACUCUCUCUGGAUGUUGUUCGGGUAAAGAAAUCAUUUCAGGCGGAAAGGAGGACUUAUUAGAACAUGUGACAGCGGAAAACGAGACAACAUUGCAGCCAUUAGGCUCACUCUGUAUGUCAAGUCCCACUUCUUCAGAACAAGCCAUUAAAAGGCCGGAACAUUUAAAGAAACAAAGCAAGCCAUUUUUAACGCUGUCCAAAGCUCAGGAAGAUCAUGAUGACCCAUUAUUAUCAUUUGAAGUUGGAGACAGAGUAUUAGUGAAGCACAUCCAGCCAGGUACGCUGAUGUUCAAGGGAUGUACCUCUUUCGAUGAAGGUUAUUGGGCUGGCGUGGCACUUGACAAACCAGAAGGUGAUCAUGAUGGAACUUAUGGAGGAGUGAAAUACUUCGUGUGCGCUAAAUAUUUUGGCAUCUUUGUCAGACCUGAUCAAAUUUCACAUCUCUUGGAGGAUAAUGAAAAGAGUUCUGAUUACUCCAGGGAUGAAGACUCAUUCUCUGAUGAUGGAUCAUCCAGGGGGGACUACAAAUGUGCUGUUGAUAACCAGCAGGGAACAGGAUAUACAGAGCAGAAACCUGAAGACACAUACAGUGCACGAGGUUCAGCAUUGAAAGAAAACAAGUCUAGGUCACAUACGUCCAUGCCAUCAGGAAAAGAGCACAAAGGACAGUUUCCUACCAAUGAGCAGUAUAUAUCUAAUGAAUUCACUUGUCAAGCUGACUUUGUAUGUUUAGAAUCAGAGAAGGAAACAAGAGAGCUAACACAGAGAAAGAAAGAGACAAUUGCAGAAGAUGUGCUUCCAGUGAGAAAUAAAGACAGUAACACAGAAGAAGUAAACAAGAGCAAACGCAUUAGUUGCUUGUUGAAAGAUCAAGAAAGAAAUAAACUGGCUGAUGAUAUCUCAAGCGAGCUCACAAAAAAACUUUUGUAUGACACUUUAAGUGCAUUUUCUGAUACAACCGAACACAAAUAUAAGAGUGCCUUUGAAAGAGAACUGCGGAAUCAUGUUAAAGGCCUAAAAAAAGAAGGCAAUCACAGCACUAGCUUAUCAGAGCGAUCAGCUGAAGUUUUGGAUGUCUUACGGUGUGACUUUGACACACUUAGCAUUCAUGGGCCUCACACAGCACAAACAGUAGCAGAAAAAAUUGUAACUAAAUUUGUAGAUGAUGCAGUGAAAGAAUAUAAGAAAAUUAAAAGGAAACAAGGAGCUAAAGCAGACACGAUGUUUCACCUAUCUUCUGAGAUUCCUCAAGGCACUUUGCCAUUCCUUAUUAAGAUCCUCGAUGCUGGUGUUUUUGGAAGCUCUGAAGAUUUUGAUCAGCUCAAUUCUAUCCAACAUAGCAAGGAGAUAAAAACUCAAAGGCAAACUCAGCAUAGAUUAGAUCACUGGCACUCAGCUCCUUGGAAGAAAACAAUGGAGGUUCCUCUGGUGGUACCACAUAAUAGUUCACAUGUUAAGAUACUGUCUGCACAUGCAGUAGAUGAACUAUGGACGCCUCAAAACAUUUGUUCAAAUUCUAGGAGGAUCCAUGUGCCAAAGGAUUCUGAAUGUAAUGACAUCUCAGAUGACGAUCUGGAAGCAGAAAGCAAGAGGAUUUACAAUCAGGUUAUAUUUGAUUUAACUCACGAGCUGCUACACGCAGAAUAUCAGGUGACAGCAAAUCCAAAUCCUCUUCCAUGGCUCAAAGAAAAUUUGGAUUCUCGCUAUUACAGACAUAUUUGCAGAAAAGCAGAUAUCAGUGAGGUCAAGUCAUUUAUUCAGGGAGAAAUUAUUAAGAUAAUGAACUUGGAAAAGAACAGCUUGGAGAUGAAGAGGAAACUCCUUAAUAUGACCAAGUAUGGAAAUUGUAAAAGGGACCGAGUGGAUCUUAUUCUGAUUCAGGAGCUCCACAAAGAAGAAUCUCAGUGGACUGACUAUGCUGAGGAUGAAUUAGCUGUGAAGAUGAGAGUAACUGAAGAUAUUUUUGACAGCUUGGUCCUUGAUACAAUAAGAGUUCUUAAAAAGAUCUCUCUCAAAAGAACUUCUGAUUAGAUGUUUCUCUUAGAGCCCACAGUGGUGGAGGUUUUAAGUUCUGUGAGUUUCAAGGCAAUGGUUCCAUAAGCAUAUGCUUAAGAAUUUUCAUUCUGAACUUUGCAUCCAAUAACCAGCAUCUCCUGGCUAAGUUAUAUGUUCAUGUUCACAGUGAAAAGGGUGCAAACAAUUGACUUACGGGGAUGAAAAAAUAUCGCCCCCCCCCUUAUGCACUGUAGAUAAUGUCUUCAUGGCAGCCCCACAUAUUCUGCUCCAAAAGGCCAAGAAGGGGUCAGCCGAAAGGAGGGACCACCACAUCUGUGUUUAGGCAGAUCCUGUGACCCCCUACACACCUAUAGAGAGGCUGUGGUCAUUGUGGCAACCUACAGGCUGGAGUUGCAGUAGCAGUAGCUACAGAGGGGCUCACCAGCAGUUCUUCACUCUGACCCUGGAUUGUAGAAGUGGAUUUGAUUUCCUUAACCCCCUCCAAGCUCUCCCUAAUUUCUCAGGAUUUACACAGGUGGAACGGAUUUUGUUCACAUUUGACACCACGAUGCCUGCUCUCUGCACUAAUAUCGGCCCUACUGCUCAUGUCCCUUAGAACCAUGCUGUCCCCUCUGCUGGUUGUGCUAAACCCCUCAGUUUCUUGAGAUAUUUAAGAUUAAAUUGGAGAAAGCAAAAUGAGACUGGAGCAAGAACAUACUGUACAGAAUGCUCCUGCCCUGGCUGGGGUAGGCAAAUGAUCAAGUAAGUAUUUCUGUUUCAGUGUCUGUGCUCUUAUGUAAAUAAGACACAUACCAAUUGUCUGUACACUGUGAUGCACUUUAAAUGGGAUACUUCCUAUCAGCAGCCCAGUUUGAUGAAUGCUGUAUAUAUUUAUGCAAAUAAUUAGGUCUUUGGUAUGCAUUUAGCACAUGUGAGUUUGUUUGAAUUAUUAUAAUCCCCCUAAAAAGAAUGUAUGCUGAGCAUGUAUGACUUGCCUUGGGAUGGGCAAAAUUGGGAAACUGAGGAAGUAGAAGAGGAAAAUAGGAUGUUCACAUUCCUUGAUCCAGAUAAGGUUUCCAUGUGUGCCCUGUACUUGCAUUUUUUUCAUAUUCAGAGAAGGCCAAUGACUUUGUUACUGUUUUAAACAAACAUUGGCCAGUAGAGACUAGGGGUCUGAUUUGUUUGUAUAUGAUUUGUUAAUUGGUGUUUUAUUUAAUUUAUCAAUAUACAGAAAAUGCUUAAAACUGAGGAAUCAAAUAAUUAGUUCCAUUGAUUUAUUAAAUCCUACUCAUUCAGGGAAUCAAGAUAAUUAAUUUAAUAUAAAUUAUAUGUAACUGUUUAUAUUUAAAGCACAAUAUUUAAGAUUUGGAAUUGUUGGACAAGAUGUAAUGCAAAUGUAUUUUGUGUUAAUAUUUUUAAAUAUAGAUACUUCAUACUGCAGUUUUCAAAUUGAUUUGUU